Messenger RNA from Passer domesticus (house sparrow), 3471 nucleotides. RefSeq names its product ubiquitin conjugating enzyme E2 E3 (gene UBE2E3). The record is from RefSeq and is a predicted model, not a curated record. Gene Ontology annotation, biological process: protein K63-linked ubiquitination; protein K11-linked ubiquitination; protein K48-linked ubiquitination. The transcript has 8 exons. Bases 257 to 1054 code for a protein of 265 amino acids. Gene Ontology annotation, molecular function: ubiquitin conjugating enzyme activity. Gene Ontology annotation, cellular component: nucleus. NCBI's taxonomy places the organism in Eukaryota, Metazoa, Chordata, Aves, Passeriformes, Passeridae.
GAGCCGCCGCCGCCGCCCGCCGAGCCGAGGCGAGCCGAGGCGGGCUGGCGCUCCCCACAAAGCGCGGCCGGGCGGCCGCCUGGAUCCAGCCCUGCCGCAGCUCCCGCCGCUCCUCCUCGGGCCCCCCCGGCCGCCGGGGCAGCCCCCUCCUUCUUCCCCCCCCCCCGCUUUUCCCGAUCGGCGGAAAAAUGUCGGUCUGCCUGGCGGAGCUGCGCGGGGAGCGGCGGCGGGGAGAGCUGUGCAGAAGUUCCCCACGAUGUCCAGUGAUAGGCAGAGGUCAGACGAUGAAAGUCCAAGUACCAGCAGUGGUAGUUCAGAUGCUGAUCAGAGGGAUCCACCUGCACCUGAACCUGAAGAGCAAGAAGAACGAAAACCCUCUGCCACCCAGCAGAAGAAGAACACCAAAUUAUCCAGCAAAACUACUGCUAAGCUAUCUACUAGUGCAAAAAGAAUCCAGAAGGAGCUAGCUGAAAUAACCCUUGAUCCUCCUCCUAACUGCAGGUCACCUUUUAAUGGAGCUGUAAAAGAAAAGGAAUUUUGUCUUCAUGGGAUGAGGAUUGCCUUCAUUGUAAGAAGAGUGACAGAAGGAUUACUAGGGGCUUAUUCAAGGAAAGGGCAGAAGAUCUUUUUGGAAGAGAUGGGAGGCAUUCAGCUGAGCCAGAUGGAGGAAGAGAGUGCCGGUCCUAAAGGAGAUAACAUUUAUGAAUGGAGAUCUACUAUACUUGGACCUCCAGGUUCUGUAUAUGAAGGAGGCGUUUUCUUCCUGGAUAUCACAUUUUCAUCUGACUAUCCAUUCAAGCCACCAAAGGUUACUUUCCGCACCAGAAUUUACCACUGCAACAUCAACAGUCAGGGAGUCAUCUGUCUGGAUAUCCUGAAAGACAACUGGAGCCCUGCUUUGACUAUUUCAAAGGUUCUGCUGUCUAUUUGUUCACUUCUGACAGACUGCAACCCAGCUGACCCUCUGGUUGGAAGCAUAGCCACUCAAUACCUGACCAACAGAGCAGAACAUGACAGGAUAGCCAGACAGUGGACCAAGAGAUAUGCAACAUAAAUGACAAACUACUUGUGCAGUGUGAAGGUGCAGAAGGCAACUUUGCAGUGUGCAACAAAUCUUUAUAGCCUUUACAAUACGGACUUCUGUGUAUAUGUUAUACUGAUUCUACUCUGCUUUUAUCCUUUUGAAGACUGGGAUACUGCCCCCCAAAAAGGUAAAUGCUAUCAAGAGUAGAAGUUUGUAGCUGUAGAUUAGUUAUGUUUAAAAUGCCUACUUGCAAGUCUUGCUUCUUUGGGAUAUCAAAAUGUAUUUUGUGAUGUACUAAGGAUACUGUUCCUGAAGUCAACCAAAUAUUAUAGUGCAUUUUAGCCUAAUUCAUUAUCUGUAUGAAGUUAUUAAAGGUAGCUGUAGAUUACUAGGAAUUAUGUCAUUUGUAUUAAACCCAGAUCUAUUUCCAAUAUGUGGUACAUGCUGUUGUGGAAACUGUUUUAACUUUUACCUUUGUCAGUUUGUAAUGAAAGGAUUUCCUUUUUCCCUUUGUAGCUCAGAGAGCACCCAGUGUAUCAUCUCAAACACAAUAAACAUGUUCCCCAAGGAGUAGUUUCUUUGUUUUCCUAUUUUAAAUUAAUAUUUUAAUAAAUUUAGUUAUAGUAACAAGGCAAGGCCAAUGUAUCACAGAUCCCUGUGGAUAAUUUUUAAAUUAAUAUACAUAAGCAAAGACUUGCUAUUAAAUGUUUAAUGCACACCUGUGGAUUAAGUUUCCCUGGUUUGUUUUUAACAGAAGAAGUGAAAUUUCUAAAAUUCUCUGAAAUUUAAUACUUUUCAGCUCUUUCUCAAGUUGAAAUUAUCACAUUUCAUAUGCUUACUCCAGAAGUUAAUGUAGCUGGUUGCUUCAGGGCCAGUCCUGCUGUCAGAACAGGCUGCCUCAGUCUUGCUACAAAGGUUUUUUGCAGGAGGAUGGCCAAGUUAGAGAUAGUCUGGUGCUUUUUUUCUGAGUAAAGCAAGUUGGACUUGCUGACCUAGAGAACUGAGUUAUCCAUUGAAAAAGGUCUUCCAAAGCAUGAUUGAACACUGUAUCAUCUACCCAGAAAAGAGAGGAGUACAAUGAAUUUAAUCAGAUUUAUAUGACAUAAAAACAGUUGUGGGGGAUAUAACCUUUCUUAGUAAAAAUGAAAUCUGUAAAAGUGUUUUAGACUACCUUUUCCCCCCUUCACUUCCUGCCUUGGAAAUUUUGUAACAUCUGUAAGUACAAAAAUACAGCUUUAUAGUACAGUUUAAAAGGUAGAGUCACUAAUAGUUUUAUAAUUUAAGCUUUUAUAGUUUGCCAGUCACAGUGUUGAUUAUAAAAAAAAAGACACUUGAUUCCUUUAAAUGAUUUUUAAAAUUACACUUAAUUUUAAAUUUUGCAGUCUCCCUUACUACCUGGUGUUUUUGGAGAUAAUGUAGCACUUGCAUCAAUAAGAUGCUCUGCUCAUUUAAUAUAUGAAAGCUGAAUGUUAAGUUUAAAUAUUAAAUCAAUACAGAAAAUACUAAAGAUUUAAUCUAAAAUUAACCAUUACUAUACAGGUCCCUGGUUUUUGUAUCACAUAACCUUUGACCAUGAAUUGUCCACCCUACUUUAAAUAUUUCUACAGAUGCCUGAAGGUGGCUUGAAGAACUGUGUAUCCCAAAUAUCUCAACCUAGAAGCCAAUCUCUCUUGGUAGCUACAAGAUAGCUUUAGAGUUCAGGUUAAAAAGUGCAAAAGGGAAUGAGAAACGGGAUCUGGCAGGUGAAUAUGCCUAAGUCAGGUAACAGACUAAUGCCAGGAGAUGAAGUGCUGGAAAUCACUGCUGAAGGUGACCAGAAUUUCUUGUCAUGUCAUUGGAUGUGUGAGAAAUAGCACAGAUUGGCAAAGAAACAAGGGGCUAUCACAUCUGGGCUGCACGUCUGAAGUCUGCUCCCUGCUGACCAUUAGUGCACUUGUGGGCCACAGGGUGCUCCUACACCACUCCAGUGACCUUCCAGGGGAGAGCAAGCUAUGGAGUUCAUGCACUAACUGUGUUGCCUACAGAAUUUACAGAUAUUUAUAUCAUAAAAUAUUCUGCUAUAAAAAUACAGGUUUUAAUUCUAAUUUUAAUGUAUUUUGGGUUUGUAUCGUACCUACAACUUCAGACACCUAGGUGUACAAAUGGGAUGCCUUGUUAGUGUUGCCCCAUCUUGCCUUCCUUGCAAUUGGAUCCUUUACACUGAAUUCCCAUCCUCUUUUUUUUCUUUUUUUUGUUGGUUUGUCAUGAUUCUGUUCUUUUUUAAUGUAGAUUUUUUUUUUGUGUGUAAAUUUUAUAUUUACGGAAGUAAAGGUUGUUUUUGUGUAAACAUUUAAACUUUAAAAGAAAAAGAAAAGAAGCUAAUUUUGUUUCUCAAGUUCUCUCUGCUAAACCAUGCAGUAGAAAGAAAUUUGUAUUGUUAAAUAAAUCAAUUAGUUGUUAAAUGAGAA